UUAUUUACUAUGAAUGAUCUUUUAUUUCCUGACCCAUGCGAGAGACCUGUCAUUUUAGGACGAAUGAUCGCGUUCAUUCAUGAGUAUCAUUGUAUAUAUGUGUCAGACAGGUAGCCAUUUACCUAUGUAUAAACAUAUAUUUUAUUUGUUAGGUGAGAAAUAACUUUCUAAGGUUGUCAUCAAUUGAGGAAACAUGUGCUCGAAAAAUAUAUCAGUGAACAUAUCGACAACGUUGUGAUGAUGGAAUAAACAGGGAGAAACUUAGUUAAUGCUGCACAAUAUUUGGAACAACGGAUUUACUUACAUAAUUAAUAAGAAAGGAUAAUACACAUUUGAUGAGAGAUGGAUGGCAUGAUUCAUCACCAACAGAGAAAUUUCAAGGAAAUGUUCUAGUGAAUACUCUCCUUAAAAAAUAUCCAGGUCGGUUUCAAAGUCGUUGGGCUGCCGUAAAGUUUGCCAGAGGCCUUUUUCGUGACGGCAUUAUAAACAGUGUCGCUAAUCUAAAAUCUUUCGAGGAUUCUGGACAACUUUAUACGUGGCCAAAUAAUGACUCCUCCGCCGAAUGGCGUAAAAUGACGUCUCACGAAGAACAUUCAAAUUUCCGAGGAUACACUCCGAAAAAGAAAAACUUCAACGACCAAGAAGAUAUCGAUAUUAUCAAGAGUGUGAAAUCCGCUCUAAGUGGAGCAAAACAAGAUACAUCUUUAAUCAGUAAAUUCUUCAAGGAUCUUCAGAAGGAUUUUCUUGAUUCUAACUCGCCACAGAAGACACAGCCAUCUGAGCGUAACUGGAUUAAUCCAAGAUUGAGUACUGCGUCUAGUGAAAGUUCUGCUGAUACAAUUACUCAUAGCUAUUCAAAAUUCAAAGACAAACCUGGAAGUAAAGUAAAUAAUAAUCAUAAUUAUCAAAUGGGUUCUAAUACACGAAAUUAUAGUUCAAUACCCGAGGAAGAUAUGCCUGUCCUUGACCGUUCUCAUGGUGGAUCUUCUUUAGAGUAUGAAUUAUCAGCAGGUAAUCCAUCCAAUGGCAGACGAUGGCAAGAAGCACAAUUUUGUUAUUCAGACAAUGAAAAACAACUUAUUGAAGAAAUGAAGAAAAUGAAACGAGAUCAUAAUGAAUCAAUACAAGCUUAUGAAGAAAGAAUCAGUAAACUUAUGGCCAAAAUGCAUGAACUUAAAGGUAUUGCUGAAAUGUUGGAAAAUUCUAGUACCAAAGGUUCACCUUACGGUUUACUUCCUGGUCGAGCACAUCUUAUAAAUAUUUUAGGGAAUAAACAGGACAAGAAACCCAUAGGAUCUACAACGGGUGGAUUUAUCCCUCCUCCAUUACCGCCAAGACCAACCAAAGGCAAUAAAGUGUAUCCAAAUAAACCUAUUAUUCAUCCAAAAUGUAAAAUGAAACAUUUAGAUUGGUCAAGGAUUAUUCUUAAAGAUGGAUCACAAAAUUCUUUAACUACGUUAUGGCACAACAUGGCAGAGCCAAAAAUUGACACAGACGAGCUUGAACGGCUAUUCCGAUGUUUUAGUGGAGUAGGAAAUAGUCUCUACGAUGAUAUUGUAAAUCGUCGAGGGAAGUCAAAACACCAGUAUGUGACCAUUCUAACCGGUGACCAGUCACGGCGUCUAGUCAGUACCAUGAAAGUAUUGCCGUGUGAGUUACCGACUGUUGUAGAUGGUCUAACAGCGAUGGAUUAUCAGGCCGUACAAUCAGAUAGAUUCGUGGAGCUUGUGGAAAUUCUUGCUACCUGUAAUGAAAUAGACACAAUCAUGUACCACGUGAAAAGAAAAGGAUCAGCUAAUAUUGAUCAUCCAGAAUUUUUCAUCAGUGAAAUUUCAAAAUUGGAUCACCUGAAAGACAGACUUGAUUUCAUGAGAUUUAAAAAGAAAGUUCAGUGGCACUUAUUUGAAAUAGAUCAACAACUACGUGAACUUCAUACAGCUUGUGAUGAAAUUUCAAACAGCAUGGCCUUAAAGAACUUGAUGGAAACAUUACUAGCAGUGGGUAAUUACGUUAAUGGAGGUACAGAGGAAGGACAGGCAGAUGGAUUUACCAUAGAAACGAUGAACAAACUGAAGGAAAUACAAGAUCAAGAUAAUAAAAGUAAUUUACUGGAGUUUGUUUUGAAAAUGUAUUGUCAGCUUUAUGAGACUGAAGUUGAUGUUAGUUGUCCCACUAGGUUCAGACUUCCAGAACCAUCCAAUAUGAGACAUGCUGCUCAGGUUUCGUUUGAAAGCAUUCAAGAAACUUUACAAAAUCUUCAUGGUGAAUUGAAGAUUCACAAGGAAAAAGUUGCUGAGCAGUUCUCACAGAACGGAAAUAAUGAGAAUACUUUCCAAAUAAAAUCAACAAUUGAUAACUUUCAUACUUCAGCUAUUGAGAUGUUAACAGAAGAAGAACGGUUAUUGCACGAUACAAAAGAUGUCUAUCAAAAGACUUCAACAUAUUUUCUUUAUGGUGAAGCGCCGAAUAAACCACAGAACUUUUUUCAAAUAUGGGCAAUAUUUCUACAUGACUGCAAAUAUUACUGGAAGCUGGCACAUCGGCGAAUCGCUAAAGAAAGAUUCGAACUUGAAUUUAAAUAUAAAGGACAAACGUCUAUGGGAGCUUCGCAUGGCUUUGACAACUACAGAGCAAAUAUGUUGCGACACUUGACAACCCUCAGGAAUACCAACGAUCCAAAAGAUGGUUCAUUGCAUGUCAAACAUUUAAACAAUUGGAUGGGCACAAAUGAAGUUCCUAUUAAACAGGAAAAGUCGGGGUCGGUAUAUUCAUCACAUCAAAUGGACAAUAAGCAGAAAUAUACACCACAAAGAAGUACGUCUCCGAAACCGCUUACCUCAGAUCCGCCUGAUUCAGCUAGUGUGCAUAAACCUCAACCAAUGAAAAGUGGAUCUACUCCUCCGCACUAUGAAAAUCAAAAUGAUUUUGAAAAAGUAGUGUAUGGUUCAAAACAUGAAAUUCAAAGUGAUGAAAGGAGUGGUAAUUCAGACAAAACAGACAAAUCACAGUUUUCUUUUAAAUCUUGGUUAAAGAGAGAACCAGGGAAGAGGCAUAAUAGCGGCGAAAGUAAAUCUAGUGGUGAGGACAAACGUUUAGAACAAACAAUUGAAAAUGGUAAACGUACAUCAGGAGAGACAACCCUUUCUAAAAUCAAACAUUCAGUAGUUCAAAAAUUUACUAGUUCGACAACAACAUCAAAGCAGCGCCAUCAACAGUCCGUCCAAAAUAUAUAUGUAACAACAACUGAAAAAGCAUAUCAAUCGCCACCCUCAUAUGUGCCAUUGAGCUUAAAUGUAAAUGACAUUGACCCAUACGAGACAAGCUUAGGGCGGGAAAGUAGGUAUGGUACGAUGUCAUCAGAAAUAGAUUUGCGACCGAAUGGAUUUGAUAAAGGGAAUUUAAAUGAUUCAGAUUUGCAGGUUAAUUCUGCUGAACGCAGGAGCAAGUUCGAUGCUUCUAAGUUCACAUAUAAAGGAGUGAAAACACGACAAGGUUCAGAUAUUUCUACAGAGUACGCAUCAUUAUAUCACACUCCUCCAUUUUCUUCUCCGCCAGUGACCCAUAUCGAUAAGGAUGGGUACGCAUCUCCCAUCAUUCUCAACUCUACAUCGAAAAGUGAUAUUAACAAUAAUGAUACUAAGUUGCGAGGACAAGGUCGAGAUCCGAGAAAUCGAGCACCCCUAGCUCUUGGUAGUAACAUAAGUAUUUCAGACGCUUAUAAAAGAUCUGAUACAGAACAUACUGACGCCAAGAAAUUGCAUUUAGAAAAGAAGGAUAAAUUUGCUAACGAUUCUGCAGUGUAUCCUCACUCAUCACAUGUUUCUCGUUCUGGUCAUUAUCCGAGUGAAACUCCAACGAGCAGAAGUUAUAACACAUUAGAACAUAGUGAAACAAAUGUUAAAUCAACUUAUCCAUAUUCAGAUUCACGUGCCAAUGAAAAUUCACAUCAUUUAUCAUCCGUUAAAAAACCUUGGGAAAUUGCACGCGAUCCACCUGCAAAACCGGAAAGAGUGUUGGAAAGAUAUCCGGGCAGUCAAAAUCUGUCCAUUAAUCCGGAAAGUGCACAUAGGGAAGUGAGAACUAAUCAGCAAUUUGGGAUGUCUAAUGAUCAAAUACCUCAAAAUAAUGAUAACAGGAAAUAUAUAUCUAGAACUGCAAUUAACCGUGCUCCGAUAACAUCACUGAUCAAACGAUUUGAAAAAGACCACGAACAUGAUUUAAAUAAGGAAUCUAAUGAACAGCCUACUAAACAAAUCAUGUUGUCGACAUCAACACCCAUUACACCUCGACGACCAAUGACAUUGCACGAAAAUGAUGAUGAUCCACCACCUCUUCCGCCACGGUACGACUUCCAUUCGUCAUCUAAUAAACAAGGGUUUGAAACAAACUCCCAUCAGCAGUUUACACCACAGUUUUCCGAAACAGCAAAAUUGCAAAGAACUCCUUUGAAACCCAUUCAUACGCGAGAAAGCACAGGAACAAGCGAACAAGAGGAAGGUUAUAAGGAUAAAUUGCGUAAAGCGGCAACUAGUGCGGUUUUUGAACGUUAUAAAUCUCAGGGUACUCCUCCGAAACGUCAAGGUGGUGAAACACAGACUCCGCAGUAUGGUCGACAAAGUAGCAAUCAGUCUCAAUUCAGUCAUCAAAGCAGCCUCAAUCAAGCUGCAGUUACUCCGUCAAUAAGACAAAACCUUCCAUUUGGGCGCCAUGAUGAUGCGGCAUUUUCAAAUCCUUCAUUACUCUCAUAUACACCUCAACAGCAAACUCCCCAAUCUCAGAGCCGAAAAGCUGGACUUGGCCGGUUUGCAAAUAUUUCAACACACCAAGCAUCAAAUUCGGAUAAUAGAUCCUCAAUCCAUUUAUGAAAUGCAUUAGUAAGAUUUUCUUACCUCAAACCAUAAGAGAAAUAUAUUUCGUUUACUUUAUAUUUUUAUAUAAUAUAAUAUAUUAAAUUUUAUAAUACUUA
This is a messenger RNA of Mytilus trossulus (common blue mussel), 4966 nucleotides long. Its product is annotated as formin-J-like. The transcript is spliced from 17 exons. Gene Ontology annotation, cellular component: cytoplasm; cytoskeleton. Bases 336 to 4865 code for a protein of 1509 amino acids. Lineage: Eukaryota; Metazoa; Mollusca; Bivalvia; Mytilida; Mytilidae. Gene Ontology annotation, biological process: intracellular signal transduction; cortical actin cytoskeleton organization. The record is from RefSeq and is a predicted model, not a curated record. Gene Ontology annotation, molecular function: actin filament binding.